Pleuronectes platessa (European plaice) is the source of this 2690-nucleotide messenger RNA. RefSeq names its product retinoblastoma-like protein 2. Lineage: Eukaryota; Metazoa; Chordata; Actinopteri; Pleuronectiformes; Pleuronectidae. Gene Ontology annotation, molecular function: RNA polymerase II transcription regulatory region sequence-specific DNA binding. Gene Ontology annotation, biological process: regulation of transcription by RNA polymerase II; negative regulation of G1/S transition of mitotic cell cycle; cell differentiation. Gene Ontology annotation, cellular component: nucleus; chromatin; transcription regulator complex. The transcript is spliced from 15 exons. The record is from RefSeq and is a predicted model, not a curated record. The coding region runs from base 317 to 1870 and encodes 517 amino acids.
UAGCAACCACACACACAUGACAUGUUUGGACUUGUCUGCUGACAGAGGCCAGUGGGCUGAACUUCCUCAGCCUGCAGAGCAGCAACAGGUCGUCUUCUCUGAACCAUGCUGCACUCUGCACUGACUGCUCCCAGCCAGAAACACACACAGAGAAGACCCUCAUUCUGACUCCUGGACCCUCACCGUGACCUGUGAAUGAAGGAGGACAUGAGGAGAGACCAGUGUGGAUUUUAGGUCUGAAAACUCUGGCAGCUGACAGUAAGGGACCCAACAAACCGCUUCAUCCGUCUCUCGCCCUGUGAGUGUGAGGGUCACCAUGGCAACCGAGCCUCGGGGCAACCCACAAUGGUUUGGCCCCAGUGAUCACCUGAUGUCUAUGUUUAGGACCUGCUCCAGAGAUCCAGCCGAGGCAGUCCAAGCGAGACUGAGGCGCAUGCUGCACACGUUUCUGCUCCAGCAGGGGGACCGUUCAGAGCUGGCAGCGAGGUGCUGCCACCAGGCAGAGUUCUGGUAUUACAGGAUCCUGGAGAACCUGGUCAGGCAGGAGAGGAGAAGACUGGGCGUCAGCGACGUGUCUGGCAUCUUCGAGGCGGAUCUUGUGCAGCGCUGCCUGGUGGCCUGUUGUCUGCAGAUUUCCAUUUGCUUAAACCAUCUACCAUGUGAUCUGCCCCAGCUCCUUCAGAUCCUACAGAUGAAGUCACACCACUUCUGGAGGGUGAUUGAGCUGGUGCUGCGGGCUGAAGCAGGGCUACCUCAUGCUGUCAUCAGACACCUCACCCAGGUGGAGGAGAACGUUCUGGAGAGCUUGGCCUGGACCAGGAACUCACCGCUGUGGGAAGAAAUCCGAGCCAACGGGGGCCAGCUGCUUACCUGCCAACAGGUGAUGCAUCCUGCACAGCUUGAAGAUCCAAAGAUACCAGAGCUACAGCCUGACACAAAACCAGCAGCUGUGACCAGGCCUCAGAGGAGCAGCCCCCUCCAUCUGUUUGCUCGUAAGGUGUACAGUUUGAUGAGCAGGCGUCUGAGGGAGCUGUGUUCCAUCCUUGACAUUCCUGACGAGCUGCGGCUGAAGAUCUGGACAUGCUUCGAGUAUUCUCUGGUCCACUGCUCCCACCUCAUGGUCGACUGUCACCUGGACCAAUCGCUCAUGUGUGCUAUCUACAUCAUAGCUAAGAUCACCAAGGUGGAGAUACCCUUCAAACACAUAAUGAGGAGCUACAAGUCGCAGCCAAACGCCAGGAAAGGUGUCUGUAGCAAUGUGCUGAUUUCAGGACGUAACAUGGACGACCCUCCCAACACCACAGGAAAACAAGAGGAUUAUGACAUAAUGGUGACUCCUAACACGCCAUCGACACAUUAUCCAGGAGCCUCUCGGGAGCGGAGGGGCAAUCUUAUCGACUUUUACAACCAGGUCUACACGACCAGCAUGCAGCACUUUGCCGAGCAGUUUGCCCCGACCUCUGGAGGUGACACUCCUCCUCUGUCUCCAUAUCCUCACCCGUGGAAAGCAUCUCCUCGCAGACACCAGGUGCUCAGCAACCCCUCCAUCUACAUUUCACCAUACAACCCUGAAAUCCCCUCCGCUCGUACAACCGGCCUGUGCUACUACUUCAACGCUAGUCCCCCCCAGUGUCUGCGUGAGAUCAACAAUAUGAUCAAGACGGGCAGGUCACCCACCAGACGGCGCUAUCCGGCGAAGCUGGAGGAGGAGGAGGAGGAGGAGGAAGGAGACCAGAGCCCUUUGGCAAAAAGGCUCCGUUUGGAUGGUCAGUCAGCCUGGCAGAGGAGACUGAGGAGCGUGGUGAACGCUCGUGUCGCGAGAGGGACGCAGGGCCGACCUUCUCUGGUUACAAAGCCAAAGCUGCACUAGAGGGAAGAGGAGCACAGCACCACGCCCUCUGAAACUGAAGCUACAUUGUCAGGUGUCAGAGGGAAAGCACAGAGCACAUAUUGUCUUCCGAUCUGUAAAGAAAACCAAUGCGCCAAGUUUGGAAGCUCAUAGAGUUGGUUUCUCUGCACUAUUUUUGAAACCAAUAUUGCUGCCUAUUGUUGCUUUCAGACAUGCACUCAUAUAAUCUCCUGAAAUUAUCCGGAGGGUCCGUAUGUGAGAACGCAAAUGUCCGAGUGAGAGGCUCCAGACUUUCUCUGCAAGUUCUCCUACUAGGCCACAAAUAAAAACUCAGGAGAAUGUACGAAUGAGCCCAUGUGAGAAACAACUGCAGGAGAUCCAAUGGAGGAUUCGUCGUGAGUGAGUGGCCGCAUUGAUGAUAUUUCUUAAACGUGCUGGAUCCAAAUUCUGCCAAAAAACUAGGAUAAUGCAAAUAUCUCAGGAUCAAGUGUUGCCAAACACGUAGAAGACACUGAUGAAGGUGUCAAGGUACUUUAGGUGAUAAGAGCCAACACCGAUGUGGAUGUGCUGUAAACAGCCUCUGCCUCUGUUCCGACCCCAUUGAGCAGCGGACAUUCUCCGGAGUUCAUGUCUGAAAAUGACUUAAGUGUAAUUGACCAAUGCACAAGCUGUCAUUGGCCAGUGGAGGAGGAUGGUGGUACUGAUCAGCUCUCUUCAGGUUGUGUGAACUUGCAGUACAAGCCACAGUUAGUGUGGGACAAGCUUGUCUGCCUCACUUGUGAAGUGUCAGCAGUGUCUGUGUCCUGCUUGAAUAUUAAAUGAAGACCACAUGUUCAGUGUA